UGAAACAUUGAAUGCUUCUACCCGGGAUUUUGUUUCUGAAAACCGAAUGUCGUGGAGCACUAGACAGUUAGAAAGAAAUGUAUGUGGAUACUCAAGACCAGUCAACUAUGAGACAGGGAAUUAUAAUUCAGCGCCACCUUAUCAAUUUUUCUGUCAGUUAGCACAUGGAAGUCCAACAGGCAUAAUUCAUGGGUUUACAACUAUUCGACAGCUCUAUUCAAAAAUAUCAGAGUGCUUUGAUAUAAGUCCCUCUCAGAUAAUGUUCUGUACAAGAAAUACGCAUAAAUUAGAUAUGGAUAAGCUGUUAUCCUAUGAAAUUGGCUUGAAUGAUUUCCUUUUCGCUCAUAUACAAGGUCAACCGAAAGAGAUUAAAAUACGCAAAACAAGUGAAUCAUUCGGUUUAACACUGACAGAUAAUGGUUGUGGUGUUGUCAUUAUAAAACGUUUACAACCAAAUGGUUUAAUGGAUAGAGUAUCAAAAGCCUGUGGCAGUCUAAUACAACCUGGUGAUCAAAUUGAAAAAAUUAAUGAUAUAUCAUUCACGGGUAAACGUCAUUAUCAUGUUGCUGGAUAUUUACAAAGUAUUCCUUUUGGAGAUGUAUUCUGUCUUCGAUUAAUUUCACCAGAACGUUGUCCUAUGUAUAUGUUAAGUUCACGAUCGAGCGGUAGAAGUGGGCGUCAAAUAGAAUCAGGCAAUAGAACAAUACGUUUAAGACAAGAUGGAAAAGUUGUAGAGAGUGAAAUAGUGGAUGUUGAAGUCGAAGGUACACAAAGAAUUAAUAACAUUCUUGGUGAGUGUUUAGGAUUUGAAGACAAUGAACUUGCAUUCUACAUUUACGAAUUGGCUAAGUCAUCCUAUCUCCCAAGGGAUUUAGAAUAUCAUAUCAAUAAUAGUAAAUUAUUUGAUUUCAAUUUACCCAGAAAUUUGAUCAGUAAACUAUGGAGAGUAGCAAAUCUACAAGAAUACGCUAUCACUACUGCACGAUCAUCACAGCAUAGAUAUAAUACAAAUUAUAAUCCUACUUUUGAUUUGAAAACAAAUCUUUGAAUGGAAAGACUGACUGACACCUUGCUGAACACAAAUUUAUCACUUUGCUAUUAUUUAUGAGAAAAAUGUAAUCACUAGCUCUGUUGUACAUUGAUUAUGAAGUCAAUUUUCUAAUUUAUUUUUUUUAUUAUUUUACUCGCACUCACAGGUAGGUCACAUUAAUCAAUUUGAUGUGGAUGAGUUGAUGUAAAGAUGUCAUCCGCCUCCUUCUUUUGUGUGUGUAUGUGUGUGCCGGUGUGUGUGCUAGGAUAUUUUUUGCAUUGUAAUUUCUUUUCUUUUCUUUUGAUUAUCCUUUUGUAUUAUUGUAAGCUUGCCUCUCUCUCCAUCUCUGCUUAUGCUUAAAUAACUAUGCUCAAAAAUAUACGCC
Trichobilharzia szidati is the source of this 1415-nucleotide messenger RNA. The record is from the annotation of a GenBank genome assembly. Lineage: Eukaryota; Metazoa; Platyhelminthes; Trematoda; Strigeidida; Schistosomatidae.